CUUCCUCCUCCUGUUUGGCUUCUGUCUCACCUAGAGGCGUCCGGUCGCAGACUCUCUCCGAGGCGCUUCCUGUCCGGUGAGCGUCGAACGACUGAAGCCGUGGCCCAUAGUGCAUUGCGAUGGCGGGUAGGCGUGUGUAGGCGGAGCCAGGGCCGGAAGUAGAACGGUGGCGGCGGCGGUGACUCUGGCAGCUCGGGACUCAGUGCAAGUACCAGAGACUCAACCAUGAUUCUUCAGAGGAUCUUCAGGCUCUCCUCUGUCCUUCGGUCAGCCGUCUCUGUGCAUUUGAGGAGGAACAUUGGUGUGACGGCUGUGGCAUUUAAUAAGGAUCUUGAUCCUAUACAGAAACUCUUCGUGGACAAGAUAAGAGAGUACAAAUCAAGGCGACAGACAUCUGGAGGACCUGUUGAUAUUGGCCCAGAAUAUCAGCAAGAUCUGGACAGAGAGAUUUAUAAGCUUAGACAAAUGUAUGGUAAAGGAGAGAUGGAUAAGUUUCCUACCUUCAAAUUUGAAGAUCCCAAAUUUGAAGUCAUCGACAAACCCCAGUCCUGAGGAACAUAUAAAAUCCUUGUGGUAAUUUGUUAUGAAUUAGUUGUACAACUAAUCUAAAAAAUUCAAAUAAACAUUCAUUUCACAGUUA
Mastomys coucha (southern multimammate mouse) is the source of this 640-nucleotide messenger RNA. RefSeq names its product ATP synthase peripheral stalk subunit F6 (gene Atp5pf). The transcript is spliced from 4 exons. Lineage: Eukaryota; Metazoa; Chordata; Mammalia; Rodentia; Muridae. Gene Ontology annotation, biological process: proton motive force-driven ATP synthesis. Bases 226 to 552 code for a protein of 108 amino acids. Gene Ontology annotation, molecular function: proton transmembrane transporter activity. The record is from RefSeq and is a predicted model, not a curated record.